AUGGCGAGCAAAGACGCGACUCGAGAAAAUCUGACGAAGCAGCCACUAGCGAAGAAAACCGCCUCAUGGAGCCUUGCGCAAGUGCUCAUCUUUACGGUAUUUGGGGCGUUGGCUGCUACGUUGCUAUCCUCAUACCUGCCUACGCAAGCCGCUCCAUCUACCAACGCGGAUGCAUUUGACGUCUCAAAAGUCAAGAUAAUAUCCUUCGACCCGUUGAUCGUGCACAUUACAGACUUCGUGUCCAAAGACGAAAGAGAGCAUUUACUGAAACUCGGGUACAUCACCCCACCCCCGUCCCACGAUCAAAACACACAACUAACACCAUCCCCCAGCACCCCCCUCCUCAGUGCGUCCGUGAUCCGCGACGCCUCGGGAAAAUCCAUCCUCUCCUCCGGCCGCACCUCGUCCACCGCCUUCCUCCCCUCCACGGACCCCACCGUGUCCCGCAUCGCCACGCGCGCCGCAACGUUCCAAGGCUUCCUCACACCCGCGGACGUCGAAGUGCAAAUCACCUCCUACACCGCCGGCCAGGAGUACAAGCACCACUAUGACUGGUACCCCUCCACGCGGCCGCGCAACCGCGUGUCCACGUUCUUCGCCAUCCUCAAAUCCAGCUGCAGCGACUGCGGCACCGAGUUUCCGUUUUUCAACACGAGCGCGAGGGGGGUGUGGGAUCGGCGGUGGUGUGGUGUGCUUGAUUGCGGAAAGGAUAUGCUGACGACGAGGAAUGUCGAGGGGAGUGCGGUCUUUUGGGCGAAUUUGGAUACGCAGCUGCUUGGGAGGAGGGAUAUGUUGCAUGCAGGGUUGCCGGCGAUGGGCGGGGAGAAGGUCGGGUUGAAUGUUUGGACGGAUGUAAGUCUGGAUGAAGUCUAUGGGAGGGGCAUGUUUGGGGGGUGGAGUAGGGAGUGGUAUAGGCAGAUGGAGAUGGAGGAAAGGGAGACGGAGGGGAAGAGGAAGGGGGAGUAG
This is a messenger RNA of Parastagonospora nodorum SN15, 966 nucleotides long. RefSeq lists its product as hypothetical. Gene Ontology annotation, molecular function: procollagen-proline 4-dioxygenase activity. NCBI's taxonomy places the organism in Eukaryota, Fungi, Ascomycota, Dothideomycetes, Pleosporales, Phaeosphaeriaceae. Gene Ontology annotation, cellular component: endoplasmic reticulum. Gene Ontology annotation, biological process: peptidyl-proline hydroxylation to 4-hydroxy-L-proline. The transcript has a single exon. The record is from RefSeq and is a predicted model, not a curated record. Bases 1 to 966 code for a protein of 321 amino acids.